Messenger RNA from Rotaria sp. Silwood1, 486 nucleotides. The record is from the annotation of a GenBank genome assembly. Lineage: Eukaryota; Metazoa; Rotifera; Eurotatoria; Philodinida; Philodinidae.
AUGCGUACUCAUUUUCUUGUUUUCCUUCUUUCUAUCUAUGGAACAAACGGUCAUGGUCAACAUGGUAGUAAUAGCCAAACUUCUGUCGGUGGACAACCACAUAUAUCUCGAAAAAUGGAAGAUCAUGUGGAUGAUAUAAAUCAUAUUCGAAAAGAUCUUCAAGGUCAAAUAAAUAAACCAACAGAACACUUGACUGCAGAAGAAAAAAAAUUUUAUUAUUUUAAAUUACAUGAUACAAACAAUGAUAAUCGUCUAGAUGGUUUAGAAGUUAUGGCUGCAUUCAAGCAUGAACAUCAAGAUGAAGAACUUUAUGAUUCUAAUAUAGAUGAACAUAACAAUAUAAAACCUGAAAGUGUCAGUGAUGAAGAACUUAUUAAUAUUAUUGAUGAUAUAUUGAAAGAAGAAGAUCUUGAUAAUGAUGGAUAUAUUAGUUAUGAAGAAUUUAAACAUGCAUUAGAAAGUGAUGAUACAUCAACAGAAGAAUAA